Scophthalmus maximus (turbot) is the source of this 1275-nucleotide messenger RNA. It is a transcript of the gene sec22ba, whose product is annotated as SEC22 homolog B, vesicle trafficking protein a. Bases 166 to 813 code for a protein of 215 amino acids. Gene Ontology annotation, biological process: retrograde vesicle-mediated transport, Golgi to endoplasmic reticulum; vesicle fusion with Golgi apparatus; endoplasmic reticulum to Golgi vesicle-mediated transport. The record is from RefSeq and is a predicted model, not a curated record. Gene Ontology annotation, molecular function: SNAP receptor activity. Gene Ontology annotation, cellular component: ER to Golgi transport vesicle membrane; endoplasmic reticulum-Golgi intermediate compartment; Golgi membrane. Lineage: Eukaryota; Metazoa; Chordata; Actinopteri; Pleuronectiformes; Scophthalmidae. The transcript is spliced from 5 exons.
AUUUCACAGACGCACCGGAGCACCGCGCACUUCCGUCCAGCUCUUUCCUGCCUCCUCAUCGGAAGUUGACAGAUUGUGUUGACACACGCACACAAAGUUGUCGAAGUUGACUCCACCCGGACAAUAAGAGACAGUCGACGCCGCCGGACUCCGACCUACACCGGUAUGAUUUUAUCGACGACGAUCGUCCGCGUGGCGGACGGACUCCCGCUGUCUGCGUCCAUACAGGAGGACGAACAGUCAGGGAGAGACCUCCAGCAGUACCAGAGCCAGGCCAAGCAGCUGUGCCGCAAGCUGAACGCUCAGAGUCCGGACCGCUGCACACUGGAGGCCGGAGACAUGAACUUUCAUUACUUAAUAGCACAGGGUGUGUGCUACCUGUCCCUCUGCGAGGUUUCAUUCCCCAAAAAGUUGGCCUUCGCCUACCUUGACGACCUCCACACUGAGUUCAAUGACCAGUACGGAAGAAAAGUGCUCACGGUGACGAGGCCGUACUCUUUCAUAGAGUUCGACACAUACAUCCAGAAAACAAAGAAGAAAUAUGUGGACAAUAGAGCCAGGAGGAACCUGGGCAGCAUCAACACAGAGCUACAGGAUGUACAGAGAAUUAUGGUGGCGAAUAUUGAGGAGGUUCUGCAGAGAGGAGAGGCUCUCUCCGCUCUUGACACGAAAGCCAGCAAUCUUUCUACACUGUCAAAGAAGUACCGCAGCGAUGCGAAAUACCUCAACACCCGCUCCGCGUACGCCAAGGUGGCUGCUGUGACCGUGUUCUUCAUCACGCUCAUCAUCUAUGUGCGUUUCUGGUGGCUCUGAUGCAGCCACAAAACAAGGACUUUGGCAUUAGGGAGGAGGGGUCUCACUUUGAAAACGAAGCAUUUCUACAGAUCCCGUUACAUUAGUUAAAUACCAGGUUGCCUUUAGAGGGUCAUAUUCAGUCUAUCUGUGUUGAGGGUAAAUGUUCAACGCUCUGUUCAGCUUUGAGUGGAGUGAUGCCACAGCUACAGUGUAAUCUGAGCCGUUGGGUCUGUUAUGAGACCUCUGUGUGGAAGCAAAUGCUUUAUGCCGAAUUCAUGUAACCGUUUACUGGAAUAUCAAGAGCGGGUGUAGUUAAAUUAAUGUUUACACAGCGGUGUAGCAGUUUCAGAAUUAGAAUAAAUCAUGAAUAUGCAGCAGUUCCAUGAAAAGUCUUAAUAUUUUGAUAAAAGAAUGUUUAUUGUUCACAAAGUUUACAUUGUAACAAAGUCUUAUUGAAAAGAUUAAAUAUUUAUCAAACUA